This is a messenger RNA of Mustela erminea (ermine), 8269 nucleotides long. RefSeq lists its product as uncharacterized. Lineage: Eukaryota; Metazoa; Chordata; Mammalia; Carnivora; Mustelidae. The record is from RefSeq and is a predicted model, not a curated record.
AAAUACGGCCGUGCCCCUGUAGAGCGCCCCGGUGACAGGUGCCUGUGUCUUCACGGAAUGGGUGUACCCCUGCCCCCAUCUAGUGCAGGUGGCGGGGGGCGCGCCCCACAGCCACUGGGGUCCCAGAAGCCCGUCACCACCAGGACCUCCACGUCCAGCCGGCAGAACAUGAACGAAGAGGCAGGGGAGCUAGAGCCCCGACCGAGGUCCUGAGGCCGCGCCCACCUGCAGCGGGACCCAGUGCCCCGGAGAUUGAGGGGAAGGGGGAGCGCGCACAGGCCCCCGUCCCCGUGGCUGGGAUGCCCCACCAGGAAACAGCAGCCACUCCGGGUGGGAAGGCGCCCCGAGCAGGACCUGACGAGACCUGCGUGCCCAGCGGGGCGCUCGCGGCCGGUGCUCCUCAUGUCCCACUAGCGUCCAGGCCCAAGGGCAUCCUUCCAGCCAGCGACUCAGCUUCUCCUGGCAACUCUCUCCCGCUUUCCGUCUGGAAAAGGGAAAAGGAGAGCCCGGGUGCCUGUGUAUACGGAGCCUGGGUGCGGCGGCCUGGGGAUCCCACAAAGGACGCACCAGGGGACAUGCCCUCCGUUUCACCAGAGACAAAAGAGCCGUGGAAAUCAGUACCCGAACGCUCCCACCCUGCUGGACUGGAUAGGGCCAUCGGGCGGAGAGCCAGGCCGGCACCAGGCAGCGGCAGCACGCGGGCACCUGUCACGAUGCUGGUGAAGGGUGGUCCAACAGCGGCCUGUGACCUGACAGGAGGCAGCCUUGUGCUGUCCCUGGGGGCGGGGCAGGCGGCAGGACGGACGGACCCGGAGCAGCGUGGGGGACGGCCCGGACCCGUGGGCCGCAGCCCCGCCCUGGAAUGAGCUGGUAAGAGCGGACCAGGACAGGCUUGCCCGUGGCGACCGUCACUGCGCCCCCUCACUGCUGCACAGAGUGGGCUGCGGCGGCCCCAAAGCCCCUCUCUCCCUGUUGGCGGCAGGCCAAGCAGGGUCCAGGAGGGGACAAAACAGAAGGGACAGGAGAGGUCGCAGCCCCCAGGACCGUUCAGGGGCUAUCAUUCCCAGGACCCUCCCCAGGAGGCCAGGGUGGUGACAGCCCACAGGACCCGCUGGGAAGAAGUCUGGGCACUAAGCUGGGUGGGCCUGGGGGCAACCCACCCGAGCACCUCCCCCUUCUCCUGCACCCUUCCCCAGGGCGGGGGCAGCAUGAGGAUCUCCAUUUUGGAGAGGUGCAGAGAGCACAGGGAGGAGGCAGGGCCACUUUGCAGCGGGGCGGGGGCCCAGAGCCUUGGCCCUCAGGAGGAGACUCUGCCUCUUCCCCAGAGGUGGGGACCGCCUGUUGGCUCUGAUUUUCCCGCUGCCCCACUUGGCCUUGAGCCUGGGGAAGUGAAAGUGUUGUGUUCCUCAUUACCCACAGACUGCGGGGAUUGCAAGACGGGGGCCCCGGGGGCUGCCUGCCAGCACAAGCCAACCAGGGAGCCCUUAGAUGCGAGGGAUGUCCACUGGAGAGCAUCUUACUCCUCCUGCGUCCCCAGAUCCCGAGCACGGAGCCUGAGCAUCUCCUGGGCCUGCCAGCCUUGCUCCCGGCUCUGUCUGGGGCUCUUGCAGCCUCGAUCCGGGCCGGGAGAGGAGGGGCCUCUGGGGCAGCCAGGAUGGGGUGCGGGAAAGGAAACCCAGGGAGGUCAGCGGACCCAACCCAGCAGCUGCUCUCUGAAUGCAGCUUGAGGGAAAGCACGCCAGGCAGCCGAAAGGAAUGUCACUAAAGUGAGCAGCAGGGCUGAGAAGCCAUUCCAUUUCCCGUUGUGUGGUUCCCUCCAGUGCACACGGCAGAGGCCAGGCCAACUCAGAACAUUCAGUACAAAUGCUGAGCUGUCGGCUCAUCCCUAAAAAAAGCCUCCAGCUGCUGGCGGCAGAGCGGCUUGGAAAGCAGGUUCCCUGGGAAAGGAGAGCCCUACACUUGAGAGAACAAAACUGGAAAAGCAAGACUUCCGGGGGGGUGGGAGGCAAUGGCUGGCAUGAUGGCAGCCCCAAAGCUACAGGAGUCGGGACUGGAGGCGAUGGGGCCAAGAACAGCAGGAAGGUGUUCACCGUGGAUCGUGCUGGGGGCAGCCAGGGUUUCUCCACACAGGGCUGACCCGAGACGACCCUGGCUCAGCAUGUCUGACGACAAACCUGAUGAUGGUUAAUUUGGCAUCAACUCGGCUGGCCUAAGGGACGCCCUGUUUGCUGGUGUGUCUGUGGGAGUGUGUCUUCAGAAGAGAUGAGCAUUUGGUUCAGAAGCCUAAUGAAGAACUCCUCCCUCACCGGUGGGGACAGGCGGCACUCCGUCAACAGCACCCAGGCGGGAGGACGGCGAACUCGCUCUCCUCGGGAGCCGGGACGUCCAUCUCUCGGGUUCUCCGUCUUCCCGUCUCAGACUGAAUGACACAACCGGCCCCCCCGCAUAGCCCGCGGAGCUUCGCAGCCUCCAUAAGUACACGGGUCCGCGGCCAGGAUAAAUGUCCUCCUGCCCUUACAGCAACCCAUGUCCCGUGGGUUCUGUUUUCCUGGAGAGCCCGUUACAAGCUGUGUGUUUUCACCACGCUGCUUCUCCAGGGGAAGAGUGACCUCAGCACCCUUCCCGUCCUUGUCUUCUGCUGGUGAUGGAGGAAACAGUCCCAUCGGGCCGGGGACGGAACGGGGGGAUCCUGCCCCCUGAGCGGGUGUCAACAGACGGACGCCUCCCCUGGGAGUACACUGCGGGCCUGCUGGGGACAGCAGAAGGCUCCACCAGCCAGAAAAGGAGGCAGCACACGGUUUCUCCAUGCGUAACUGUGGGAUUUGGCUACUGUACAGCUUCUAGAGCAAACAAGGUUGCUGGAACGCCUGUUGCACCCUGGGGACGUGGCUUUGUGGCCUGGCUUUCGUGCUGGAGCCCACUUUGCACCCCUGGUGACUCUAAUUCCCAAGAUUUGCCCAAGAACACUCUGCUGUGUUUCCACAUUUGUUCUAAGGAAGCUUUGCCCACGAGUUUGAGACUCACUGUUGAUGUCCCUGUUCAGCUUCUAGGUUCCGUCCUCGCUCAGCGGGGCCCGGCCGAGCGGUCGCAUGUGUGUCCUCCCACAUACGCGGACGAGGCCAGCAGCAAACCGGAAGGCCGAGUCCGGACGCUGGGCUCCCGUGGCCUCCCGUCACUCACUUCCUGGAGCUACUCCUCGUUAGGCCCAUUUGACAGGGGAGCACGUGGAACCCCAGGGCGCCAGCCCCCCGGUGACGCUCACUCAGCUGCCCCAGAAACGAAGCCAGGCGGUUAGAUGGGACUCCGAGUAAGGUCAUUCCUCCACAGCUGCCUUUUCAUGCCAACACCCUGCCCCUCGGGCUUUCCAGUCCGGAAGCCCGUGGGGCACGGAGUCUGGAAGCCACGAUGUGCCAGCAGAGAAGCUGCCGUCAGGGGCGCUGCUCAUCCCUCCCCUGUGCGGUCCGGCUGUGCCGUGAGCCUGAAGUGAGCGCUCUCCGAGCCUCAGUCCCCCCUUCGCAGGGCGGGUAUGAUGACGGCCCGCUGGCUGCGCGAUGCCGGAGGCCCACGGCCGUGCUGGGCCGGGCGCUUACCUGUAUCCCUGUAACUCUGAGGUCAGGAACAGAGUCACUGACGAGGUGACCAUGAGUCCCAGAGACCCCCAGCCUGAGCACGAACGCCAGCACAGCACGGAGUCUCGGUUCGGGGGGCGGCCUUUACAAAGCACCACAAUCCAGGGGCCACAACAGAAGUUUACCAUCUCCUGGUCCUGGAGGCCGGAAGCGGGAGACCAGGGCAUCAAGUAGCACCCCGCUCCCUGCACGAUUCGGGGUAGAAUCCGUCCCUGCGUCUUCUGGCUUCUGACAGCAGCCGUCAGCCCUGGCCCUCCCAGGUUUCCAGAUCCGUUGCUCCCGGCUCGGCCUCCCUUCCCAGAAGCCGCCUUCCUUGUGUCUUUUCUUAUAAGGACUCGCGUCCUAUUGGACUAGGGCCCACCUGAUGCCUUCACCUUAUCCUGAUCACCUCUGCUAAGACCCUAUUUUCAAACAAGGUCACAUUCACGGGCACUGAGAUACCAACGUCUUGCUCCGAAGCUCUCCCCCCUCCCCGCUGCAAGCUGGGGCCAUUUAAAGUACGCGGUUUCCAAGCUGGGGCUCCCCUGCCGGAGCCGGCCGUCACAGGCCAGAGCCCAAAUUCCCCAAGGGCUGAGACCAGAGCGUCUGAGGGCUGCAAGGCCCGUCGGGACCCAGACCAGAUGCGUCCCCAAACUCCUCUGUGCCUCCCGGGAGGAAGGUGUGCAGCAGAGACAUCCUGAGGGCAAAGAUGCCUCGGGAUACCUGCUGGUCGGCCGGGCGGCCUCUCUCACGUACGGCGAGAUUCUAGCACGUGAACUCUGCCCCCCACACCUUAGGAGGGCAGUGAUGGGGGGCUCGCUGGGGGAGGAUACGGGGUUGUCUGCUGUACCUGUCCAGGUGUGUGGUGACAGAUGGAGAAUGGCCCGUGGCAGCUCAGAGAAAGCAACUCUCGCUCCCCGACUUCAGGGGCAUCUAUGGGUUAGGAAACAGAACCUCUCUGGGCGCCAGUUUUGAUAAGCUGGAAAGACAAUCAGGAACGUGCCGCAGGGGCCGAGCCAUGGCAGGGAGACCCUCCCCACGGUGCCGUAGUUCUGCGAUCUGUAGUCAUCCAGCCGGGACGGAAGAUCCCCAGCUUACGAAGCUGUUCACUUCUAUGGAGACUGAGAGCAAAGGCAGCGACAAGGGGCCAUUCCCAGGGCCCAUCCCACCUUGGCAAGGACGCUAAUCUUCCCCACACCUAACCCGGAAUGACCCAGCAGCUACCAUCAGCGUCCGGAAGGAGCCACUUCUCUUCCCCACCACCUGCGCCUGUGGCUCCUUUCCCAGAUCCAGAGACGCUCGGAGCGGCUGAGCAGGACACUCGCUGGGGGGGUCUAAGAACACGGUGGGCGUCGCACAGUUGAACCCAGCUCUGACACAGUCUCUCUGGACACCGACACAGGUUGGAGGCUCUGUCCCACCGCCUCCCACCACACUCAAACUGCAGGAGAGCCAAGGGCCACCGAUCCUGGGUCCCCACGACGCCCUCCUGGGGUUCCCUUCAUGUUCUGCUUCCCUCGAGCGGCUCACGGAACUCAGGGAACCGGUUUACUGGCCGGAUUGCCGGUUUAUUACAGAGGACGUUACAGAAUGGGCGUCAAGGGCCAGAUGAAGAGAUACCGGGGUGAGGUCCCCUGGGCAUGGUGGCAGCAUUCUGGCUUGGCGUCCCGGAGCUCUCCAAACCCCGUCUUUCUGGGGGUUUAUGGAGGCUUCAUUACGUGGGCAUGUUGAUAACCCUGGCUAUUGGUGACUGAUCCAACGCCAGGCCUCGUCCCUCCCCAGAGGCCGUGGGCGGGACUGAAAGUUCUUCCCCGUCAUAUGGCUGUCGCGGCAGCCCUGCGCGGAGGCCAUCAAAGGAGGAACCAGCAGAGGACGGCGUGCAGGGGGGUGUGCUCUCCUUCGCCCAAGUGGGAAGAAUUCCCGUCUCCCACAGGCGGGCUUUGAAGAGUUCCGUUACCAAAGCAAACGGAGGGAGGAUUCAGAGAUGAAAUUCCGCAUUAGCCGCCCUUUGUGGGUACCCCGCUCCUGCCCAGCGGGUGCUGUGAUGGUCCUUAGGAAUUCAGACUUUAAAGGAUGUUUUUCUGGAAGGGAGCCUUUGUAUAUCCAGGCUGGUUGGUGGAUUCUGCAGGACUGGGAGCAGCCUGAGGGAAGGCGGCCCACAGCAGCACGCCCACAGGUGCAUGGCGGCGUUUGGGGGGAACAUAGGGACAGUCGACAGUAAGGGAGCCAACUGGCCCCGUGCCCGGCCUCAUGCCCUCAUUCUGGAAGCAGAUUCUAUUGGGGCACCCACGGUGGGGGCUGGGUUUCUCUCUUCCCUAGUCCUGAUGAUCAGCAGAGGGAAACGUACUCGAGAGCCGUGCCAUCUGGGUCCCGAGAUUCUCAGGGAUGCCUCUCUUGUUCCGGGCACAUCUGCGAGUUUUCCAGAAAGAAACAACCUGAAAGUGACAAGCUAGGCCCGGGAACAUUCUGCGCCACGGGACAGCUGCGGAGACCCUCGCGGGAGUCCGAGUGCUGGCCCUAGUCACUUGACGAGUCGGUGUGGGGGACCAGCGCCCGGCCCCAGCCAGCCCCACACCAAGCUCCCGGGGACACCAGGACAGCCUAGCUGGGGACGCAGGGAGCAGCGGAAGAGGACAUGAAGGACGUUCAUACGGACAGAGCUCACUCGUGCCACAUCUGUGUGAUAGAGACCACAGGACCUGCCGUGCUCUUCCUAGAACAACCUGUCGCAGACCCCGACUGCAGAAGUGAGACAGCACGUUUAGCAAAUUCACCUGUUGGAGAGCAGGGCCACGGAGAACCCGACUUCCUAAUACCAAAGUCCUGGUGCCCAGCCCCACAGCCCCAGGACCCCCACCGGCCCAGGUCCUAUAGCCCCCCAGGACCUACAGCCUCCAAGACUCACACCCCCAGGACCGAAACUGCCAGGCCCUACACGCCCCAGAACCUACAACCCCAGGGCCCCACACCACCCCCUCCCCAGGCCCAGUCCUGCUGGUGGCUCAGGAAGCACUCCAGGCCAGAGCAGGAAGAGAGGUGACUCUGAGCUGCCGGUAUGGGAAGCAGGGGCAGGACAGGUGCCUGGGAGACAGGCCUCCACCAGGCAGCUGGGGGCGGGGGGGCUGGGGGCGGGGCCUGUGGAGAUGGGGGCGGGUCCCGGCAGCCUGGCUGGCUCUGCUCCACAGGGAAGGCACAGCCUGGGGGUUAGAGGCCGGGCGUGCUCCGGCCGCUCCCCUGGGCCACCAGCCCCCUCUCUCGCAGGUUGCUAGCCCAGAGCUAAAGGAUGCCUUCUCCCAGGGCAGCCGGGAGAUGAAGCUGCUCGGAUCAUAUCACUCCCACUCCCUUUUCAGCUCAAAAGGACCCCAGAGACCCCCACCCCACUUUCCUCCUAAUCACAGAGGCCCCGUCAACAGUCCAUCGUGGUGAGUCCUCGAGGAAUGCCUGGGGGUGCAGGCUCCCUCUUCCCGGGGGAGCCUCCUUCUUGUUCCUUGCCGGGCGGUCUGUACCCUGACCCGGACUGCCCUCACAUGGGACACACCUACAUGUGCUGAACACGGUCUCUCAGGGCCCAAGGCAGGUUGAGCCCCCCGCCCCCCAUUACCCUCCUGGUAUAUGGAAUGUUCACAACCAGCGGAUGCUGCAUGGUAGGGCCCAAGGGACUGACCGGCUCCCGCCUCGGCCCCACAGCCACACUUCCCUUCUUAACCUUGCCACACGCACGUGUGCACACACACACGCACACGCACACAUGCGAGCGCAUGCGCGCACACACACACCCUUUAAAGUGUAUUCCUCUGAGAAAUGCCCCAUUAGCAUCAGGCUGCUUCCAUCCCCCCACAACAGGCCUUGGACAUGCCAGGAGCCACCUGCCCCAGGGCCUUUGUGCCGUUCCUUCUGUCUGGGGUCCGUCUGUAUGCACACGUUGCCCAGAUCCCUGCCGCGGGUCCUUCAGCGCUCCGCACACCCUGCUGCCCUCAGCACACAUGUUCCCGCCCCGUGAGCACUCCGCACACGUCGUCACCGGUGCUGCCCUCCGUGCCCCCCGGCCUGUGUGUGCUUCGGUUAGUCCGAGGGCAGGACCCACCCCUGCAUCUCAGGGAGACCUUAACAGACCCUGCGCUGGCCCUGGUCGCUCCCCACCACCCGCCCCUUCUCUGUAUGGGACUGAACGUCCCCGAAGGCCAGGCUCGACAGUGCCCAGGUACCCGCGGCACUUCCGUGGCACUUCCGUGGCACUUCCGUCCACGUCACGGGACUUGACCUUGUCACAGUUCUUGCUAAGCCCCCUGCUGGGUCCUCAGAUCCCAGGCCGGAGCUGUGUCACGAGGACGGCAUCUCCCACUUCUCUGAGAGGUUCUGUUGGUCCGCAGGUCACGGCCCGUCCCCUCGGGCAUUUCCACACACUCCUGAGCACAGAGUCUCCCGACUUCGGGAAGAAACGUGAGCUAACAUUGCCUCAAAUGUUGCCUCUGGCAGCGGCAACCCCAAUGAACCUCCACCCACAUAGUCCUGGGCAAAUCUGGGGCCACUCUGCUGCCUGGCAGCCCCAUCAGCUGGGCCGCAGGAACUCCACGGCAAGACAGGAGCCUUGGGAAAAUGCAGCAAAUGGGAGAAGCAGGAAGUAGGGAAUGAUGUGACUUUGGGUGGGUUGGGCCUCUGGG